AUGGUUGCUCUCAAAGCAAUCGCGAUUACCCUUAUCAGUGCUGUGGUAACAGUCUCCCAUGCCGACCAGUCACUUGAGAAGCGCUACACUUCUUCGACUGCUGGAUCUCUGACCAACGGCGGAUGCUACUAUAAAGUCCCUAACGUUGGUCUUUUCACCACGAGGAUGAAUUACGCCUGGGACAACCCUUUUACGCUUGUUGCCCAAGGUGUCGGUCUCGUCGAAGACCUCGUAUCUUCUCUCUACACAGUCAGUGCCGGCAACUCGCCUCUUCCUCGACGCUUCGAUCUGGUCAAUAUCGGGGUCUCAAUACUUGAUCCUUCCAUCACCCUGACUGUCCCUGGACGCCAAACAAAAGGCCCCAUUUCUUCCGCGCAAAUUACUACUGCUUACGAUGACAUACUUUACGGUUCUGUCCGCACAGUAGCCAAGAUCUCGAAUGUACCCGGUACCACGCACGGCUUCUCCUUCUACUCCAACGAUACUCAGGAGAUCGAUUUUGCAUUUUUGACCUCCAACACUGGAGUUGUUCACUUGACGACUGAGCAGGUCUCUCCUGACAGUCCUCCGUCAUCCUACCAAGUUUCAGCACCCAGUGAUGCAACCUCUGCCUACCACGAGUAUCGUGUUGAUUGGCUUCCUGGCAAGGCCCAAUUCUUCAUCGACGGAAGGCUUGUGCAGACUAUUAUCGACAAUGGAUUCUGGCUGUGGAACAACUGGUCGAACGGUAAUGCCUGGGCCCAAGGCCCUCCUGCAAAGGACAGCGUCCUGAGGAUUCGCAGUGUCGACGGCUACUUCAACCGUACCAGCGUUCUCCAAGUCUAUUCGGCUACUCCUUUUGGAUGCAAUGUCUAA
Messenger RNA from Aureobasidium uvarum, 855 nucleotides. Lineage: Eukaryota; Fungi; Ascomycota; Dothideomycetes; Dothideales; Saccotheciaceae. The record is from the annotation of a GenBank genome assembly.